Cuscuta campestris is the source of this 1643-nucleotide messenger RNA. The record is from the annotation of a GenBank genome assembly. Lineage: Eukaryota; Viridiplantae; Streptophyta; Magnoliopsida; Solanales; Convolvulaceae.
ACCGUAUAUUCUAGUGUCUUCACUGUAAAGGGCCAAGACUGCAAAUAUUGGCCCCUUGAACCGGGUUUGGUGUUGUUGCAUAAUGCAUGGUAUUUGUAGUUCUUAACAAGGCAUCUUGAAAUAUAGGUUAUGUUUAGAUCACCAGAAAUGCUAGCGAAACGGACCCAUGACUGCCGUUGUUUAUAAGCCAUGAUCUAUAAGCCAUAGGUUUAGCACCAGCGAGUCACCUUUUGAAUACAUGCAUGCAUAUGUACACUUUUGACGGAACUGUUUCUGGAGCUAAACUUUUUCGAGGCUGGUGCGCUUACCUUUUUUUAAAUGCUUUUUCUGUGAUAUGAAUGUUAAAUGUAUUGUGAUACCCUUUCUACAUUUGUCGUAAACUUGACUAGGUCAUUGGCUCAGAGAGUAUUGGUGAAGAUGAUCAGGGAUCCCAUAUCACGCGGUUUCUGGGAGGAUAUAGGGAAGGAAAUGUAAUACAGAAACACAUAAAAGGGCCAUCUUUUAUGGGGUUCAUAAACUCUAUGAUUGGGAUUGGGUCAGUUACCAUCAUUGUGUUUGUGGUUGGUGUGGUUAUGAUCAUUCAAUCUUUGAAGGAUGAACCUUUGAGUGCCGGCACAAGAGACCAGGCAGAUAGUGCAGACAACUCCACAUCAGAGCCCGACGCUAGAGAAGCACAUCGCUCCGGAGAGAAGGAAGACUAAGGUUUGCUGUUCUGCAAUAAUGGAUGGAUUUAGCCUUUGGAAAUCACCCACGAGGUAUUCGAUUGGCUUCAACAUUUAUGUUUGAAUGGAGGGAUUUUAUUAUAGAGAGAGAUGGUAUCCCCUGGAGGCACAGCUUCGGAAGCAGUGUCUCGUCUGAACACUAUUAACAUUUUCGUCUAAUUUUCAGAAAUCGUCUGCAAUGUACAUGAGUUAUAGAACAUGUAUUUUUGCACCAAAAUAUGAGAUGAUGUGAGUUGUUAAUUAUGAGUUUUGGAAGUUCAUUGAAUAGUAAACAGCUCUCCGUCGCAUUCUCACUAUGGCUCACCAUAUUUCCUUGGGUUCGCUGUUCUAAACCUGAGCCCGCAAACGGAUUGAGAAUCGGACUUACUGGGCCUAAGUUACGACUGCCGUAUGAGGUAAUUGGACUUAGAUUUACCCUAUCCUAAAUAUCUAUUUAAUAUUAUACUCCGUAUUAAAUAAUGGAAGGGGGGUUACAGAUUCACACACACACUCUCUCCCGUUCGUCUUCCGGUCGUCCCUCUGUUCUGCGCUCGUCCCUCUGUUCUGCGCUCGUCCCUCCGUCGCCGACCGGUCAGCCAGCAGCUGCAGCAGCCGCCAGGAGCUCUGCCGUCAUCGCCAACCAGCGCCGCCUCCCUUCCUCCCCGUCGCGCAGAGGGUUUAGCCGAACCAGGGCAGCGGCGUUUCCUUCUCUCUUCCCAAUCCGAGCUAAAUUCCUUCAAUUUUGAGGUAGGGAUCAAGGAUUUGAUGAGCACCCUGGUGGACGGUGAUGCCUUGCGAAGUGGAUGGCCCGAAGUUAUUGAAUCUGGAUUAAUGACUCUUUUGACUUUAUUUUAUUUGAAUUACAAGAAUGUUUAAUGAUAUUGUUUUAAAGGCUUCCGCAACGUCUGUUUUAUUUACUCCGAUUAAAUGAUGAGUUGUUCU